AUGGAGGACAAGGAGAUCAUGGCACUGAUCAUCAAACCCACCAAUCUCACUCCAACGGAAUUUCUAGCCUCAACAAUUUCCAUGUGUGUACUCACGGCCCUCGCUAUUGCUGUACGAUUCUGGUCAAAUUAUAGCCACGCUGGCAAAGUCUUUGUUGACGAUUAUUUAUGUAUCGUGGCUCUCAUUUUCAUGGUCUGGACUGCGGCAACAUUUUACCUGCUACUUUCAGUACUAAAUUCUGACCCCGAAAAGGUUGACCUUACUUAUCUCACGACGCUUUGUGCUGUAGGGAUCUUCGCUGCCAACUGCGCGCUGUAUACCGCAAAACUACCCCUCAUCUUCCUUUUCAUUCGAACGUUCGGUAUCAAACGAUGGCUACAAAUAAUCUGCAAGAUCCUGGUGGUCUUGGGCUUCAUGGGAUUUAUGGCGACGGCAAUCUAUCCCACGGUCCGGUGCAGCCCUCAGCUACAUCCUGUCAACGCGACGUUCUUGAUAACUUGCAUCACAUCAAUUGCAGAUGUCACUAUCCCUCGAGGCUCGAUAUCUAUUACAAUGGACGUACUCUUAUUCGCCCUACCACUCCCGAUCAUCCAAACUCUCAAGUUGCCAUUUAGGAAGAAGUUGGGACUGGUAUUGGUCUUUAUUGCAGGAAUUCUGGCGAUCGUUGCCAGUGCCCUCGGGCUAUACUUUUCAAGCAUGAAGAAAGGGGAUACAGCAUCAAACAUCGCAAAUGCUCUUCUUGUCAGCGUUAUUGAGAGCAGUAUCGUAGUUCUCGUGAGCUGCGCGCCGGCGUUCCACCUAUUCUGGGGCAUGCAGACUGGCUCGACAUCGCGCAUCGGCACAAGCAAUCAGGGCACAAACGUAACAAGCUCGCGACUGGGCCUCUCGGUUCGCUCUUCGAAACGCCAAGAAGACUUUAGCGCCCCGGGGUCGAUCCAGGCCACAGCGCACCACUACAUCGAGCUUCGGGACAUGCCGGGUGCCAAAAUGCCAGGGUCUGCGGUUCACGUCACAGCAGGAAGGAUGGAGCCGUAA
This is a messenger RNA of Clonostachys solani, 1035 nucleotides long. Lineage: Eukaryota; Fungi; Ascomycota; Sordariomycetes; Hypocreales; Bionectriaceae. The record is from the annotation of a GenBank genome assembly.